UUGGCCGAUCAAGACUCCAAAAUGCAGCUCAGCGCUCUUCAAGAGGCCAUGUUGGAUUGCCUCAAGAACAACAGCAGCGCAGUCUUUGACUCUGGCGGACUCCCGACAUGUCCCGGUGUCUGGGACGGAAUCCUAUGCUGGCAACCAGCUCCUGCAGGGACCAUGGCCCAGGUCAACUGCCCGCACUACGUCUACGGCUUCGACAAACGAGAAAUGGCCACCAAGUGGUGCACGGAGAACGGGACGUGGUACGUGAGUCCAGAGCACGGCCAGCCCUGGACCAACUACACUCGCUGCUUCACGCAGGGCGCGACCAUGCCCUCCGAAAACAUCUCCCUCUUCGAGCCCCACCUGCCGACCAUCAAGCUCAUUUCCAAGGUGUGCUACACAGUUUCCCUGGUGACGCUCCUAGCCGCCUUUCUCAUCCUGGCUUCCAUCAAGAGGCUCCGCUGCCCCAGGAACAGCCUACACAUGCAUUUGUUCAUUUCCUUCAUCCUGAGGGCGCUGGCGUUCCUGCUUAAGGAUGCACUCUUUAUCGACGGCGUCGGACUUUCGACUAACGUGGACUUCAACGAAGAGAACGUAGACUGCAAGGUGUUCACAAGCUUCUGGCACUACGUGCUCAUGGCCAACUACUGCUGGAUCCUCAUGGAGGGACUAUACCUGCACAGUCUCGUCUUCCUCGCAUUCUUCACGGACAGUUCGGGGAUUUUACGAUACGUGGCACUCGGCUGGGGCCUCCCCGUGCUGUUCAUCAUUUCCUGGGUCGUGGCGCGAGCGACGCUGGAUGACACCCUUUGCUGGACAACCAACGUCAGGCAAGACUUGUUCUGGAUCAUCCGAGGACCAAUCACAGCGUCCAUCGUGGUGAACUUCGUUCUCUUUCUUAACAUCACGCGGGUUCUGUUCGCUAAACUCUUCGCUUCACAGACGCCUCAGGCACGAAAGUACCGCUACAGGAAAUGGUUCAAGUCCACGCUGGUUCUUGUCCCAUUGUUCGGAGCGCACUAUACUUUCCUACUCGGAAUGUCCUUGGCUGCCGCGGGGGACCGCGUCGAGUUGAUAUGGCUCUACGUUGACCAGCUCUUCUCUUCAUCUCAGGGGUUCGUGGUGGCGCUGCUCUACUGCUUUUUGAACGGCGAGGUGCAGACGGAGCUGCGCAAGUUGUUCCAGAGAUGGCGCUGCGACCGUCGCGGUCCGGGCUGCGGGGACAAGCAGCUGCAGCACCGGCACUCGCUCUUCACCCAGUCGGUCACUUUCCUCAGCAGAGGUCGGAGUUCCAUCCAAUCGUUGCAUUCCGUGGACAGGAGAGAAGGCGUAGCCAAGAGCCCCUCUCCAAACUCAAUCAAGAGUAGGAUGAGCCAGCGACUACUGAGCAACGCCGACCAGGGGUCGCUGGGUGCGGUCAAGAGGAUGUCCAUUCCAGAGUACCAGGACCCAGCCAAGCGGACGCCCGAGGACAAGACAGGCAGCCAGCGAAAACUCAACGGAAGCUGUCCGAUCCGCUGGGAGUGCCACGAUGCCGACUCGGACGGCGGUGCACCAGCCGAUACGAGCGAAGAGAACCUUCUGGAAGGGGUCAUCCAGAAAGAGACAUGCCUCUAAGGUUAAGACCUUUGUCGAGGCUUUCACGGACCGUGUACAGUGAUCCCCAGAGAACUGACUGAACCACCCCACUGCCCCCUUGUUGAUGAAAACGUCGAAUUGGCCUGCGUUCAGUGAUCUCGGUAACCACGUCGGGACAAUCAUGACCGCAAAGUGAUUGUGGAGAACUGUGACCAACCAUCAAUGUCAGUCAAAUUGGCUGUGUUAUAAAGUGGGGUUGGGAACCGGUUGAACCAGCUCGACUUCUGAGAAAACGAAAAGUCAUCCCCUCGAUAUGAGUAGGCAAGAAUGUCAUGUUAGACUGUUGCCGUUUGCAGAAUUAUGCUGGAAAUAUUUUGCCUAAAGAGUUGAUCGUAUAUUAAUUCAUCUGAGAGCAUUUUCACCGCCAACCCAGUGCUAAUUCGCUUUUAAGAAAGGUGAACGGCCUGGUAAAAACCAACCACCUCUGAACUUUUAAAGUUGACAAAGGUGAAUGUGGAUUGUUGUGAAAAUAAGGGUACUGUGCACGAUGAUUUAGCAGAAAGACAGUCCAAUUUCUCAGGCUGUUUAUCUGUGGUGAGAAAGUUCUCACCGCAUCUUUCUCCAAACAUCAAGGGGGCAAUGCUUGAAUACCAUCAAUUGUUGUCACCACACAGUUUUAAGCUCAAACUUGAGUGAAAUUGAGUACACAUAAUCGUCAAUAUUUUAUAAAGUGUGCCGUUCCAUUACAUGAAGUUAAUAUUUUCGCUGACGUUUCUUAAUUUUCAAAAACGUCGCCAGCUUAAUCAUUAACUGGCGAUUUCCUACACAGGGCAGUGGUAAAUCAUUUUAUUUCUCUAUUCGUUUAUUUCACGUACCAGUGUCAACCAAUUCAAAGCAAUGGGCGUCCGUGUUCUCGAAAGCGUCAAUCGCCAAAUAAUAUUAGUCACUGGUACCUAUUACUAAAUUUUAAUUGCGUUAGAAAGGUCUUUCUAAAAGUUAUAAUGUUCAUGUUUGUUAGUUGUUAGACACGUGCAAAAUGCAUUUUAAACCGGGCUAACAACACCCAGCCCUUGACAUCACAUUACGCCACCGUAAAAACAAUAAUGUGAGAAAAACAAAAAACCACCAGUGGCCGCCUCAAUUUCAAGAUUAUACAUCACCCUAUUCCUUUAAACAAAGAAAAAAUGAGCAGAAAUCUAAAACGAAUAUUGGCAAGUUGGGCUACAGAAACCAUCACUUCAACAAACAUACACUUGGUUUUGGAAAUAAAAAAUAUACCGACGGAAUUUUUAUUUAUUAGUGACCAGUUUUUUUGAGUGUCUGGAAACGAAAUGAAAGACGUACGUGAUAAAGAUGACCUACGUCUGGUUGCAUAGAGUCCAGAGACAAGCUAAAUUGUAAGAUGUUGCUGUACGUAUUUAAUAAAGGUAGUUGCUUGGUCAUUUUUAAGGCUGUUGGCAACAACAUUUGUGUCUGGUUGACGAAAGGACAUUUGAAAACAUAGAAAUCUACAAUUAAAAUUGAAUAGUCUAAAAUUGUCAUUUCUUGCGCGGAAGUGGGUUCUUGGAAAAUACGAGUCAUCUACUAAAACCUACAUUCUAUACCACAUCGAAACAUCUUAGAAAGCUGUACAAAACGUUUUUGGGCAAACAAGUGUGAUCCAACAAGGUCAUUUAAAAUUAAUCUUAUGUGGCUCCAGGAGCAGCAUCACGUUGUACUGUAAACUUCUACCAUAGGAAGCGUCUUGAGGUCAGUAUACAAAUAAUUCUACAAUAAUAGUUUAUUUUAGGAAAAUUUGAUGUCUUUGUCAGCAUUUUGGCCUUUUCUAAAAAUAUCUGCACAGGUAGACACAGACUCACCUCUGAACUUACAGGGUAUCGCGUAUUAUAUUUUCUUUACUGUUGUCAAGAAAGUGUUUUUCUGUGCACACCAGACUAUAGCCGUCACCUAUAUAAAUAUAUAUGACGGCUAUAACCAUAGUAGUCAUAUAAAUAACUCAUGUAAAGGGUGGAAAAUCCGUAAAACUUUUCAAAUUGUGCAUCGCCCCAGUUGCCUCACAAAAUGUCACUGUUCGACGAAGUGUGCAAGUUAUUAGCUGGAGCAUGUGUGACGGGAGUUUUGUUCUUUAUUACUAUCGGCUGGAACUUAUCUGAUGACACUAUGUACGCGACUGCAAGAUUGGUGUCAAGCUUGUCUAGUUACAAAAAAAAAAAAAACAA
Molecule: messenger RNA, 3785 nt
Organism: Ixodes scapularis (black-legged tick)
Lineage: Eukaryota; Metazoa; Arthropoda; Arachnida; Ixodida; Ixodidae
Product: parathyroid hormone/parathyroid hormone-related peptide receptor
Exons: 13
Coding region: 22-1605 (527 amino acids)
Biological process (GO): adenylate cyclase-modulating G protein-coupled receptor signaling pathway; cell surface receptor signaling pathway
Cellular component (GO): plasma membrane
Molecular function (GO): peptide hormone binding; G protein-coupled peptide receptor activity
Source: RefSeq, a predicted model, not a curated record